Messenger RNA from Aaosphaeria arxii CBS 175.79, 1413 nucleotides. RefSeq names its product lytic polysaccharide monooxygenase. The record is from RefSeq and is a predicted model, not a curated record. The coding region runs from base 1 to 1413 and encodes 470 amino acids. Lineage: Eukaryota; Fungi; Ascomycota; Dothideomycetes; Pleosporales. The transcript is spliced from 4 exons.
AUGCUCGUUGCUUUAGCCGCUGCGCCUUCAGCCCUCGCCCAUACCGUCUUCACCAACUUUUUCAUCGACGGAGUCUCCCAGGGUGAUGGAGUCGCCAUUCGCAUGAACACCAAUUUGGUGGAAGCCUCUAACCCCAUCGCCAGCUUGGAGAGCAAUGACUUGGCUUGCAACGUUGGCGGUAGCAAGGGUGUCUCUCGCGUUGCACCUAUCCAGGACGGAUCCACUUUGACAUUUGAGAUUCGUGCCUGGCCCGAUGAUGCUUCCAAGGAGCGCCUCGACCGUGGCCACAAGGGCCCAUGUGCUGUUUACCUGAAGAAGGUAGACUCCGCAAUCAACGACCAAGGUACGUGCCACGGUGAUGGUUGGUUCAAGAUUUUCGAUCACGGAUAUGACAAGGAUGCGGAUGCCUGGUGUACCGACAAGAUCAUCGACAACGACGGAAAACUUUCAGUCGUUCUUCCCAAGGGUCUCGAGAGUGGAUACUACUUGGCCCGACCUGAGAUUCUCGCUCUUCACAAGGCUCUCGAAAACGAUCCUCAGUUCUACACGGGCUGUGCUCAGCUCUUCCUCGAGGGCGGCGGUAACCUUGGUCCCGCAGAGACCGUCAGCAUUCCCGGAUACGUCAAGUAUGGACAGGAGAGCACCAACUGGAACAUCUACUAUGGCACCAAGCCCGAGGACUACCCACUCCCAGGACCUCAGAUCGCCAAGCUUGUGUCAAAGUCUGCAUCUGCAAAUGCUGGCGAGACUAGUCAGACCGAGGGUCUCAAGCCCGCUGGAUGCAUCGUCGAGAACGCCAACUGGUGUGGAAAGGAAGUCCCCGACUACUCUGACGAGAAGGGCUGCUGGGCAUCUACCGAGAACUGCUGGGACCAGGCCGAUGUCUGCUUCAAGUCUGCUGGUCCUACUGGCCACAAGGGCUGCACGACCAUGCAGGAGAAGUGCCAGGCCCAGAGCGACCUCUGCAAAUCCGGAGACUUCAACGGCCCUAAGAACAAGGGCAAGGUCCUCACCCCCAAGCCCGCCGCCGUCGACGUUGGUGAGCUUCUGGCGACUGAGGGUGGCGGUGCUCCCGUCGUCGACACCCCUAAGACAGAGGCCACCCAGCCCAAGCCUACUUCUGCUGCUGCUCCCGCUAAGACUUCAGCUUUCGAAACUGUCGCGGCACCUUCGAAGACCCCGGUUGCCGAUGUUGAGAAGCCUGUGCCUGAGGCUGAGUACCCGACCGUCACCUCGAAGCCCACUGUCAAGGUCCCUGCCUCUGAGGCCGGCCCCGCCCCCACUGCUCCAGUUUGCCCUGAGGGAUACAAGUGUGUCACCGUUUACGAGACUGUCGUCAAGACGGAGGUCGUGUACUCUACUGUCUACAACGACUACCGGAGGAGGAGCGUCCAGAACAGGCGUCGCGUUUGA